Molecule: messenger RNA, 3678 nt
Organism: Pieris rapae (cabbage white)
Lineage: Eukaryota; Metazoa; Arthropoda; Insecta; Lepidoptera; Pieridae
Gene: Paip2
Product: cell surface glycoprotein 1
Exons: 9
Coding region: 484-1704 (406 amino acids)
Biological process (GO): negative regulation of translational initiation
Cellular component (GO): cytoplasm
Molecular function (GO): mRNA regulatory element binding translation repressor activity
Source: RefSeq, a predicted model, not a curated record
AUUGACACAGUUUUGGCUUAUCCUAAAUUAACAAGAGCAUGUUACUAUUUUAGAACGGUAAUUACAUAAAUAAUUCUCCAUCAAAAUACCCAUACAAAACGAUAAAAACAAAGUCAAAAGCCGGUGUUUCACUACCGUGAAGUUAUUUUGGGGUGUAUUUCGGACGAAGUUCAUAACGGUCGCCAUUUGCGCCACGACCACUCUUGGGUGUUAGUGAAAAGUUAUGAUUUUAGGUUAUUCCUAAGUGUUAUUUUAACGGUUACAUCGUGCAACGAAACAGCAAUAUUUGGAUAUACGUAAUACAUUAAAGUUUUAAAAUCGUGUGUGAAGUGUGUUUGAUACAUGCACUGAAAUUUAGAAAUGAAAAACAGAUUACCUCAGACAAAAAUAUUUGAUAAACUUAUGAGAAGAGUGCCUACAUUUAUUAAUUAUUAAAAUCUACAUUAAGCAUUGGUUUAUACACAGUAACUGAGUGUUACAAUAAUGAAAAUACCAGAGUCUGGAAAUGUUGGAGCAUAUUAUGGCAAUGAGGAAAAUGGACAGUGGCAGCCAAAUGGUGUGAUCAUAGAUAACGGAGUGGGUGGUGGGAUUGUUGGUAGUGGAGAUGCAGGUGUACUAAGACCACCUGCACCUGUAUACCCUGUUCACAUGCCAAGAGGGGGUCCAAUGAGCGGUGAGUGUAUGAUAGUCCACUGGGGCAUGGGACAGAAUAUGUAUUCCAGUGAGUGCGGUUACAUGAUGGGUGGUGGUUACUAUGGUGCAGCAGGUCCAGGGUAUCCACCUGAUGACUUUGCUGACUACAUGUGGAUGGAAAAUGAAGAGGAAUUUGACAAACAGGUGAUGCAACAGCUGGAAGAAGAGGCGCUAAUGGAGCAAUGCAUUGAAGCUAUGUUAGAAGACGAACAGCGAGAAAGACGUGCCGCAAGGGACAAUGGACAUGGCUCUACCACAAGCAACAGUUCAACUCCUGUGUCGCUUCAAGAAGCCAUCUCGAAGUCUACCCUCAACCCCUUAGCUGCAGAGUUUGUGCCAGGAAGAGCUCGUCCACCACCUGAAGAGAGAUCAGAGCAACCAGAGUCAAAGGAGCUACCCAAGGAAGAAACACAGACCACUGAACCAGACAGUACAGAUUCACAACUUACAGAUGAAAAAGGAUCAACACCACAAGUAGAACCUCCAGAAGUGAGUGCAGCAGAUAUUCAACCAAUCGAAGAUGACAAGAAGUCAAAAGAAAAACCCAAAUCAAAGUCUGACAAGAAGAAGCCGGAAGUUAAACCAAAAGCAAAAGUUGACAGUAAAGUGAAAAAAGACCCCAAAGUUAAAACUGUACAAAGUGAUGUGAAAGCUGCUCCAAGUGAAAGUGUUAAGAAUGAAAUUAAAAGUGUUCACAGCGAGAAAAGUGUCAAAAGUGAAGUGCAAAGUGAAGACAACCCAAGCACAGAGGUUGUUAAGCAAUCAUCCCAACCACCAUCUGACGAGCCUUCAUCUGGUUUCAAACCCGUAAACUACGCAGCAGCUGCUAAGGCCAACAAACCUAAGAAAGCCACUACACCUCCUGCCUCACUCCCGGAGAAGACCGUACCACCCAAAACUGAAAAACCAAAAGAUAAAAACCCACCGAAAACCACAGCCCCAAAAGUAAAAACCGACAAACCGGCUGUCAAAGUUGACAAACCAAUCCAAAGGAAGAAUUCAACUAAAUAAAAAAUUACAAAUUAACUUUGGGUUAAAAUUUCAAUGUACAAAAAUAUGUAAGUGAUGGAAAUUAUGUGGGUUUGCAAUUAUAACAAAAAAAUUUAUUAAUCAAACCGUUUAAAACCCGCUUAGUUUUAUCUUUCGGUAAUAUUUUGGUAAUAUCUAGAUUACUGCUUGGUUGAGAACUUAGUGUCAAAAUAUGUAUAUGAUUUAAAAGGCGCAAAACGAACUGUCAAAUUUGACAAUCACGGUCCAUAGACAAGAUCAGCCAAGUGAAAUUCAAAUUUCGCACGUUUUAUGUAUUUUAAUGUAUAUCUGGGGUGUAUUCCUUUUUAGUGUAUAACUAAUGUAAAAUUAUUAUGUGAUAUUAUCCAAGUUGCAUUUUUCCCUACGAAAAAUUUUAUAAUUGACAAAAAAAAAAAAUUAAAAGCAUGUAAAAAUAUACUAAAUAUAUGGUAUUGUUAAAUAAGUUUAUUAUAAAUUUAAAAAUAUUAGAGUUGUAGUAAUUGGAUGAUGUGACUUUUUCAAGUUAUUAACAAAAAAUGUAGUACGAUGAUUUUUUGGAAAAUACUGUAUUUCUAAACUUUAAAAUUUCUUGUUUUAAUUUAGUUUUUUUUACAUGCAGAUAUAAAAAGUCACACCAUCCAUAAUUAAUUUUAACGAAGUCCAAUAUAAUUAGAUAUUGAUUAUUGAAAAAAAAAUGUACAUUUAUUAUAUUAAAAAUGUAUAUUGCACGUUUCGCGUGGAGUUAAUAUAGCUAGCACUAAGGAAAGUAGAAUUGCAUAGUUAUUUGAAAUCUUUGAAUUAUGUUUACUCGCUAACCAUUUAGUUUAAAAUUCAAGGGGAGUUUGUGUGUUGCAUGUUAUACAAUAAAAUACAGAUUUUACAGAAGUUAAACAAGAACUGACCGGAAAGCUCAAUUCAUUUGUAUGUGCAACAUUUUUUGAAGAAUUUUUAUAGCAACUAAUAAAUAAGGCCUUAAUCCAGAAAUUAUUAGAGAAUAUAAAAUUUAAAAGCAAUUAUGUAAGUUAAAGUUAUGUGAACAGACUUUCUUUUUCGUUUAAAAUUGCGCUGAACGGCAAUAUUUUUUUUAAACUAUGACGCUACAUAAAUUAGGCGCCUUUUCAUAACCCUAAUCUUAAAAUAAUAUUAUUUUUUUUAUGACCUGGCUACAAGUCGUUUAGUCGAGAACAUAGCUGUUCCAAUUUCAGUGUUACCACUUAUUUCAAUUGCCAGUUGCCACACCAAAAUUGAGAUUUUGGGAUCAAUCUUGAGAACAGAAUUUUCAUAGAAGAUAUUUCUGGAUUCAUUUCAAACUAGGCGUUUGACAAACUAGGGUUUAUUAUAGGGAUGUUAAAUAUUAAUAUAGAAUGUAAUAAAGUUAUUGUUUUAUUUAGUUUAGAUUGUUUGUUUUAAAAUAAGCUACAUUAGUUAUCUGUAUUUGACAUUUGCUGAUGUACUCUAAGUUUGGGAUAGCAGUAUUAUCUACUCCCAUCGUUGAUUAUUAACACUCUUAAUUUUAUCUUUUUAACUUGUAUCUGAAUCUUAGCGUAAGAGCUGUUACACUUCACGGAUAAGAAUCAGCAAAUGCAAAAACAGAUUUUAAGAGUUGGGUUUUGGACUAUAAAAAUUUGUGUUUCCGGUAUUUAGAUCAAUUUGUCUGUAUUUUUUGAAAUGAAAUAUCCUUAUAUACUUACUAUCCUCUAUUAACUUUAUUUCUAGUCUAAAACUGUAUAUGAAUUCUAUUAACUAUGUAUUGAGAAGAAAAUUGAUCUAAAUUGUUAAAAUUAGUUUUUACAAAAUAAAAUCGCACAUUUAAAAUAAUUAAUUUUUUGUUUAAUAGCUCUUGAUUGUAUAUUUAGUUUUGUGCGAUUAUGUAUUCUAAAUUAUGUUUAAAUCCUGAUUAUUUUAAAUUAUAUUAUUCGUCACAACAGUAAUAGUAAUAGACAAAUUUUGUCAAUAUAUUAUGUACAAUACUGUAAA